AUGGCGUCUCGGAGCAUCUUGUCAAGGAUUUGGAGGGUCUCCAAGCCAUCUCGCCAGCAGAUAAGACGACUGACCUUAGGUGGUCACCAGGCGCACGAGAUUCUGAAAGAGUUUGGAAUCCCAGUAUCAAGUGGAAAGGUCGCCCGAACACCGGCUGAGGCUAGAGCAAUUGCAGAAGGCUUCAACGGAAGUCGCAUUACCAAGCCGCAGACUUUGAAGAGCAGCAAAUGUUCAACUACCGACAAAGAGGACUCUGAAGGCAGUAUUGGAAGAAAAGAUGCUGCCAACACAGCCGAAGACAUCGCCAAGAAUCUACUUGGGCACCAAUUGAAGGCAGGCAGAAGGUCUAGAUCCUACGACACAGACAACAACUUCUUCACCACAGAGUCGAUCGAGAACGAAGGUAAAUGGUAUCUGGCCAUCACGUUUGAUCGCGAAAACUACUGCCCGUCGAUCGUUGCUUCGAAGCGAGGGGGGUUCGACAUCGAAACCACGGCGGAGCAACACCCGAAGCAUUUGGACACUUUCAAGCUUGGCUACACCGAAGGAAUUACACCAGACGUCGUUCAGAGUGUCUCACGAUGCCUGGGCGCAUCUGAAGAGGAGAGAAAGAAUCUACACAACCUACUGAGUCGGCUGUACGAGUUCUUCACGACCAGAGAUGCCACCCUGGUCGAAAUCAACUCACUCGAAAAGUCGUCCGACGGGACGCUCACCUGUCGGGGCGCCAGGCUCAUGAUCGACGACGCUGCCAGCAAGCGGCAGAAGGCCAUCUUUUCGAUGCGCGAUACGGAGCACGAGGUGCCCGACGAGGUGGAAGCGGAGAAGUACGGACUGGUGUACGUCCGGAUGGACGGCGACAUCGGCAACGUGGUAAACGGCGCCGGGCUCGCGAUGGCGACCAACGACGCCAUCGCGCUCCACGGCGGCGCCAGCGCGAACUUCCUCGACGCGGGCGGACAGGCGACGAAGGAGACCAUGGUGAAGGCGUUUGAGAUCAUCCUGCGGGACGAGAGGGUGAAGGCGAUCCUUGUCAACAUAUACGGCGGGAUCACCAGAGGCGACAUGAUAGCGGAGUCCAUCCUCGGGGCGGCGAAGCAGCUGGGCCCGCUGAGGGUGCCCAUGGUGGUCCGGCUCCAAGGCACCAAUUCCGAACUGGGACUGAGAAUUCUGGAAAAGGCCAACCUGGGGCUGCAUACGGAAGCCGACUUUGGGAAAGCGGCGGAGAGGGCGGUGGAACUGGCCAAACAGCGCCAGUAA
Messenger RNA from Colletotrichum higginsianum IMI 349063, 1260 nucleotides. RefSeq names its product CoA-ligase. The transcript has 6 exons. The record is from RefSeq and is a predicted model, not a curated record. Gene Ontology annotation, cellular component: mitochondrion; succinate-CoA ligase complex. Bases 1 to 1260 code for a protein of 419 amino acids. Gene Ontology annotation, biological process: tricarboxylic acid cycle; succinyl-CoA metabolic process. NCBI's taxonomy places the organism in Eukaryota, Fungi, Ascomycota, Sordariomycetes, Glomerellales, Glomerellaceae. Gene Ontology annotation, molecular function: succinate-CoA ligase (ADP-forming) activity; ATP binding.